AAGUGUCGGUCAGAGGACAACUCGAUGUACUUCAGUAUGGUGAACCAGACAGUGAACUAUGUUGUGACCAGAGAUAUGGACCUCAGCAUUGAGGACCUCUCCGAUGUCAUGCUGGAGGAAGUUUUUGAGCUGAAACAACAACCAGGGUGGGACAUACAAGGGGGUCUGCCUGAUGUAAACUGUGGUAUAAUUCAUGAAGGGAACUCUUUAGUGUUCAGCAGUAAUGGAGAUAGAAAAGCAUGUACACCCUACAUGGAUACAAGAGGAGUUGGAAACCUACGAUUUUACUUCUCUAUGG
Messenger RNA from Mizuhopecten yessoensis (Yesso scallop), 298 nucleotides. Its product is annotated as reelin-like. The record is from RefSeq and is a predicted model, not a curated record. Lineage: Eukaryota; Metazoa; Mollusca; Bivalvia; Pectinida; Pectinidae. The transcript has 2 exons. The annotation marks the transcript as partial.